UGUUUGAUAGCAGCCAUGUGGCGUCGCCUUGUGGCCACCGCACUCGCUCUCACUGCCUGGCGCGCGGAUGAGGCACUGGCAAAGGAGGGUGUGUGCGGAGCACACAGGCAGGAUUGCCCCAGGUGCAAUGCUUCGUUGAGUAAGUGGUCCCACUGCAAGUUGGAUGCGGAGCACAGCUUCGCAGGUGGCACAACUGCGUUCCUUAAAAGCCAGGAUUGCCCCGUCGGCAUGGCUGUCUUUGUUAGCUCAACGCGUACUGGCAAAUAUAACUCAACCGAGAUGGCAGACGUGUUGAUGAGAGCUCCUGUGGAUGCUGGG
Symbiodinium necroappetens is the source of this 318-nucleotide messenger RNA. NCBI's taxonomy places the organism in Eukaryota, Dinophyceae, Suessiales, Symbiodiniaceae. The record is from the annotation of a GenBank genome assembly.